GGGAUCAAACCUAAAUUUGUGACGACACAGUCGGCGAACCACAGACGCUAGUUUAUAAGAGAGAGCCGGUCUAAAUGGCCAAGGUCUUUUAAUAAAAUGGAGCCCGGCAUUGAACAUGCCUCAGCCCAGGGUCAAGCUGGUGGUGACUGGAGAUGAUUUUGGCUAUUGCGCUCGGAGGAACCGGGGCAUCGCGGAGGGUUUCCUGGCAGGUGGCAUCUCCAACACGUCCUUGCUGGUCAACGGAGCUUCUGCGGAGCAUGCGGCUCAGCUUGCCAAGAGACAUUGCAUUCCCAUUGGUCUUCAUGCAAACCUGUCUGAAGGUGCUCCAGUGUGUCAAGAGCUGAGGAGAUCCACACUUCUUAAUAAAGAUGGCUUCUUUCAUGGCAAGAUGGGCUUCCGUGAAGUUCUCCGGAGUGGAAAAAUGAGCAUGACAGAUGUGGAGGUGGAGCUAAGGGCCCAAGUAAAGCAUUUUUGUGAGCUUACUGGUCACCUACCCAGUCACAUGGAUGGCCAUCAGCAUGUGCAUGUGCUUCCAGAGGUGCGAGAAGUGUUUGCACGUGUUCUGGCUGAUUUUGGCAUCCCUUACACACGGGUUCCAGUGGAGCCUGGGCUGCACUCCUGUCUUUUCCUACCUCCAAACCUCAGAGAAUUCUACCUGCAGGUUGAGAAAGAUGCACUCCAGACUGUGGAAGUGUUCCAUCGCCAUGGUAUCAGAUGGCCAGAUGUGUACUUGGGCCUCAGCACGAUGGGGCAAAACAUGUCCUUCUCUAACCUCAAAAGAGCCCUGAACUUUGCUCUAGAAGCGCAGACCUCUAUAGCCGCCCAAGCUGAUGGCCUUUGUGCACCUGAAUCAUAUCGCUCCAUCACAGCAGAGCUGAUGGUGCACCCUGGUUACCCCAGUUUUCCUUUGCACGGUGGGUGUGGUGAAGGACCCGAUGACUUCUCUCAGUCUUCUGAUCGUCUGCAUGAGCUGAACACACUCAGAGACCCGGUGCUGCUUAGUUACUAUCAGCAGCAGGGAAUCCUGCUCUGUGCUUUUAAUGACUUGUAAACAUUAAGGGACACUUAAUCAGGUCCUCCGGUGCUGCAUGUCUCAACGGGAUUUCUAACAGGUGACACCUGACUUCACUAAUGAUCUUUUUCUUCCAGUCCUCAUAGGAUAAAUUAAUUAGCCAGUCAGGCGUCAAGCAGCUGUUGGAUUUUUAUUUUUAUUCAGAUCGCUUUAAAAUGGAUCCAGGAUCGACAGGAAAUGUACUCUUUACACUGUGACAGUGGUCUGGGGCCAUGCUUUUGUUACAUUUAUUAUAGUGAUUUAGACAUUUGUUUUAUUUGAAGAACGAGUGCAAAACUGGGCUGAUUUGUUUUGAGAUAACUAGAACAUAUUUUACAUUGUUUUAUCCAAAAGCAUAUGUUUCCAAAUGUCUGAACAGUGCAAUAAUGUUGCAUAUGAAGUUUUUAAGCAUGUGUCAGUGAUUAUAUCUUUUAAAAUUAAUUAUAUAUAUAUAUAU
Silurus meridionalis is the source of this 1508-nucleotide messenger RNA. RefSeq names its product YdjC chitooligosaccharide deacetylase homolog (gene ydjc). Bases 116 to 1051 code for a protein of 311 amino acids. The transcript has 6 exons. Gene Ontology annotation, biological process: carbohydrate metabolic process. The record is from RefSeq and is a predicted model, not a curated record. NCBI's taxonomy places the organism in Eukaryota, Metazoa, Chordata, Actinopteri, Siluriformes, Siluridae. Gene Ontology annotation, molecular function: deacetylase activity.